This is a messenger RNA of Pongo pygmaeus (Bornean orangutan), 9129 nucleotides long. It is a transcript of the gene POMK, whose product is annotated as protein O-mannose kinase. Gene Ontology annotation, cellular component: endoplasmic reticulum membrane. NCBI's taxonomy places the organism in Eukaryota, Metazoa, Chordata, Mammalia, Primates, Hominidae. The record is from RefSeq and is a predicted model, not a curated record. Gene Ontology annotation, molecular function: protein kinase activity; ATP binding; carbohydrate kinase activity. The transcript has 5 exons. Gene Ontology annotation, biological process: protein phosphorylation; protein O-linked glycosylation; carbohydrate phosphorylation. The coding region runs from base 312 to 1364 and encodes 350 amino acids.
GCCACGCUCGCCCGCCCAGGACGCGCUUCCGAACGCGCAAGCGCAGUAGGCCCAGUGCGUGCUGGCGGUGGGUGGCAGGGGCCGCAGAAGCUUGGGCUGCAGAAAAAGGAUCCUGUUUGCUGUGUAAUCCUGAGAAUGGACUGUAAGAGAGGAAAAACUGGGCGUCUGCUUGGGAAUCUAUUGUGGAAACCCAGGGUGUUUCCAGACCAGUCCCUGGGCGCCAACUAGAGUAUGGACUGACCAGGUACCUGGAUGGAGACCUGAGCUGGAGAAGGAGAUGCGCUUGGGAGGAAAUUGCAGAGGCCGUCAACAUGGAAAAGCAGCCCCAAAACAGCAGGAGAGGCCUCGCCCCCCGAGAGGUGCCGCCAGCUGUUGGGCUGCUGCUGAUCAUGGCCCUGAUGAAUACUCUGCUCUACCUCUGCCUUGACCACUUCUUCAUCGCUCCUCCACAAUCCAUUGUGGACCCCAGACACUGUCCCUAUGGUCACUUCAGGAUAGGACAGAUGAAAAACUGCUCACCUUGGCUGUCCUGCGAGGAGCUCAGAACAGAAGUGAGACAGCUGAAGCGUGUUGGGGAAGGAGCUGUGAAGAGAGUCUUUCUGUCUGAGUGGAAGGAGCACAAAGUUGCUCUCUCACGGCUCACCAGCCUGGAGAUGAAAGAUGAUUUCCUCCAUGGACUGCAGAUGCUGAAAUCUCUACAAGGCACACAUGUUGUCACGCUGCUUGGCUAUUGUGAGGAUGACAACACUAUUCUUACUGAAUAUCACCCUCUAGGUUCCUUGAGUAACCUGGAAGAAACACUAAACCUUUCAAAGUACCAAAAUGUGAACACGUGGCAGCACAGGCUGGAGCUGGCCAUGGACUAUGUCAGCAUCAUUAAUUACCUGCACCACAGCCCCGUGGGCACGCGGGUCAUGUGCGACUCCAAUGACCUGCCGAAGACACUGUCCCAGUAUCUGCUAACAAGCAACUUUAGCAUUUUGGCAAAUGACUUGGACGCCUUACCCCUGGUGAACCACAGCUCCGGGAUGCUGGUGAAGUGCGGUCACAGGGAGCUGCAUGGGGAUUUUGUGGCUCCAGAGCAACUGUGGCCCUAUGGAGAGGACGUGCCUUUCCGCGAUGAUCUCAUGCCCUCAUAUGACGAGAAGAUUGACAUUUGGAGGAUCCCAGACAUCUCCGGUUUCCUUCUGGGGCACAUUGAAGGGAGUGAUAUGGUCCGAUUCCAUUUGUUUGAUAUUCACAAAGCAUGCAAGAGUCAGACUCCCUCAGAAAGACCCACUGCCCAGGACGUUCUGGAGACCUACCAGAAGGUCUUGGAUACACUUAGAGAUGCCAUGAUGUCUCAGGCAAGAGAGAUGCUGUGAAAACCAGUCCAGCCAAUGAAGGUGGGAUUGAAGGGCUGAAUGGAAGUUACAGCAUUCUACUCUGAUGGUGGAGUUUUUUGCCUGAGUUUCGUGUUUUAUUGUUUUUUAUGGCUUAGCCAUGUGGUUCGUUGUCCACAUCCACAUGUAUGUUUGUAUGUAUUCCACAUACAUACAAUAAUGCAGAUUAAGUCUGAUGUUUCUGUCUAGAUGAUCUGUCCAGUACUGAAAGUGAAGCAUUAAAAUCCCCUGCCUUUUUUGGUAUUAGGAUCUGCCUCUCUCUUUAGCUCUAAUAGUGUUUGUUUAUACAUGUGAGUGCUUUGGUAUUGGGUGCAUAUAUAUUUAAAAUUGUUACAUCCUUUUGCUGAAUUGAUCCCUUUAUCAUUAUGUAAUGAUCUUCUUUGUCCCUUUUUAUGUUUUCUGACUUAGUCUAUUAUGUAUAAGUAUAGCUACUCCUGCACAUUUUUGGUUUAAAUUUGCAUGGAAUAUUUUUUUCCAUCUGUUCACUUUCAGUCUUUAUGUGUUUUUACAUGUGAAGUGAGUUUGUUAUAGGUAACAUAUAGUUGAAUCUUUUUUUUUUAAAAUCCAUUCAGCCAGUCUAUUAUUUUAAUUGGAGAAUUUAAAUUAUUUACAUUCUGGGUUUUUAUUGAUAGGUGAGGACUUAGUCCUGUGCUUUUGUUUUCUGAUUAUCUUGUAUAUAUUUUUUCCUAUCUUUUAAAUUUAUUUUUAUUUUUUAUUUUGAGACAGAGUGUGGCUGUGUCUCCCAGGCUGGAGUGCAGUGGCAGGAUCUCGGCUCACUGCAACCUCUGCCUCCCAAGUUCAAGCAAUUCUCCUGCCUCAACCUCCCAAGUAGCUGGGAUUACAGGGGCCCACCACCACACCCAGCUAAUUUUUGUAUUUUUAGUAGAGAUGGAAUUUCACCUAUCUUCUUUUGUAUUGUUUACUUUACAAUUUGGUGGUUUUUUUAAUAGUCAUAAUGUUUGAUUCCUUUUUCUCAUUUGUGUUUCUGCUCUACUAGUGAGUUUUAAGCCUUUGUUUGUUUUCAUGAUGGUAGGUACCAUCCUGUCUGAAGAUCAGAUGAGAUUGGGUGUGUUCAGGGUGGUAUUAAUGUGGGAAUGAAGGAGGACUGGAGAGACCAUGGGGUGAGAUAAGAGGAUUUUUAUUGAGUGCACUCAGACCCAGCUGAUUAACAUCCAAAAACUGGGCCCAGACAAAGACAGCACUUGACUUUUAUACACACUUCUAAAAGGGGGUGGGCUAGCUUGAAACAAGCUUACAGUGGUGUGAAGCAAAGAUACAGAGGCAGAACAAAGGCAGCUAAUCAAACUGUGACAGGUUCAUGAGCCAGGAUUACAUAUGACCCUUGCUGUGCAGCUCACAUGGCUGUUAUCUAGGCUUGCUCAAAAGAGCCUUGCAUGGGCUUAUCUCAUAACGUUUGCUAUGGCACCCAGACUGCCGCAGCCCAGGCCUGCUCAGGCAUGUCUUACAACCUUCACUGUGCUGCUUAGAUAAAACAGAGUACUUGAAGUUACUGGUUACAGAAAACAGGAAUAUAUAAACUCAUAUGUUUACUCAUAGGGGAAAGGAAAAUUUGUUUUCUUCUCCCUGUGUUGAGGGAGUGCUGGGAGAGUCUCCGGAGCACAUUCCUUUGAGCCUUUGCUUAUUUGAUAAUGUUAUCGAGGCUUUGCCUGGGUCCAGGCUUUGCCUGUUACUGCCUUUGGGAUGAGUCAGCCUAAUAUAGAAAGCUUGUUUUUCUCUUUUUAAUUUUAUUUUUCUUUCUUUAAUUUCCUGCCUCAGUAUGGUGUCUUUCUCUUCCAGAUGUAGGAUUCCCUUAAGCAUUUCUUGUAGGGCUGAUCUAGUUGUGAUGAUUUCCCUGUUUUUUUUUUUUUUGAGAUGGCGUCUUACUCUGUCACCAGGCUGGAAUGCAGUGGCACGACCUCUGUUCACUGCAAGCUCCGCCUCCCGGGUUCGCGCCAUUCUCCUGCCUCAGCCUCCCAAGUAGCUGGGACCACAGGUGCCCGCCACCACACCCGGCUGAUUUUUUGUAUCUUUAGUAGAGAUGGGGUUUCACCAUGUUAGCCAGGAUGGUCUCGAUCUCCUGACCUUGUGAUCUGCCUGCCUCAGACCUUGUGAGCCACCUGCCUCGGCCUCCCAAAGUGCUGGGAUUACAGGUGUGAGCCACCGUGCCUGGCCAGUAUUUUUUUUUUUAAACUAAAUUAUCAUUAAUGUUAAAAUUUAACAGACCGUGUAUAUAACUGUGCAAUUGCUGCUUUCUCACAGAACUGCCUAGGAUUCAUUCAGUAGACCACAGAAACGAGGUCUGGCAUUUAACAGACUAAUGAUAGAGGAAAUAAACUGAUUUAUACAAGAAUAUCAAAUACUGUCAUGUGGUUUAGUGUAGCUGAAGUUAUGAAUUAGUGCCAACUCUUGCUGCAGUGUCUCUGACACAAUUUUAUCUUGGAACUUGGCGAUUUAAGUUGACUUUCUUCACUGAAAAGAGUUCUUUCAUGAUAGUCUUCAUGAAUUGCUCAUAUAGCAGCUUAAUCUCUUUCAUUUGCUGUCUCCUAAAAAUGCUAACUUGUUGCCACUUCUUUUGUUGCUCUUGAAAUAUUUUAAUUAGUUUUUCUUCCUCUCCUCAGUCUUCUACAUGUCUAUGUUGUAUUCUUGAAGCAAAGUCAGCAACUGUAUAGGAUAUCUAUAAUUCCGUUUCUGCAUUUUGUGUUCUCAAAAUAACAUUCAGUUAUGUUCUCGGUGUUGAUGCAAGCUUUUUUAUACUUUUGAAGCCUUUUUCUUUUUGCAGCAAGACCCCGUUUAAUGGCAGCUACAAUUACUUGUAGUUCUCUACAUCAACCCCUUUGUCUUCCUCAUCUGUUCUGAAAAAGGUUUUCUUUCCCUGUGCUCAUCAGUUUCUGGAUCCUUUUCUCCAUGUUCCAUUUCCUGGGUGGGCAUGACCUGAGCCUCCAACUGGACCUUGGCAGCCCUCCUGUUGCUCCUCCUGCCUUGGGUGCAAUCGCUAGUUGUCCUGGGAUGCCAGAGGCGACUCCUCAACCCUGAGGGACCCUUGAUGGUGUUCCCUCACAGGACCUGUAUAAUGCCACACUGUGAGGCUCCUCUGAGGGCCUGGGGUCCUCCUCUCAGUUUUUACUUGUCUGGGAAAGACUUUAUUUGUCCUUCAAUUUUGAAGGAUAGCUUUACUUAGUUUAAUAUUCUUGGCUGGCAGUUUUUUUAAUUUCAGCACUGUAAUAUAUAUUAUCCCAUUCUUUCCUGACCUGUAAGUUUUUUUUUUUUUUUUAAACAGGAAAUUCUCUUAUAAGUGACUUGAUGCUUUACUUUUGCUGUUUUUAGAAUUCUGUCUUUGACUUUUGACAAUUUGAUUGUAAUGUGCCUUGUAGAAGACCUUUUUGGUUUGAAUCUUUUUUGGGAUUACUGAACAUCCUGUAUCUGGAUGUCUGUAUCUCUUGCAAGACUUAAUAAAUGUUUGACUAUUAUUUUGCUAAAUAGGUUUUCUGUGUCUCUUCCCUUCUCUUUCCUGAAACACUCAGAAUUUAAAUAUUUAUUUGGUCUGACUGGGUUAUUUCAAAAGACCUAUCUUCAGGUUCAGAAAAUCUUUGUUUUGCUUUAUCUAGUGUACUUUUGAAGCUCUCAGUUGCAUUUUUUAAUUUUAUUCAUUGAAUUUUUCAGUUCCAGGAUUUGUUUGGUUAUUUUUCUAUAUCUAUCUCUACUGACUGUCUUAUUCAGAUCAUGAAUUGUUUUCCUACUUUCUUUGUAUUAUCUGUGUUCCCUUGCAACUUGCUGAGUUUCCCUAAGAUCAUUAUUUUGAAUUCCUUUUCUGGCAUUUUUAUAGAUUUCCUUUUCUUUUGAAUCUGUUACUGGAGAAUUAUUGUGUCUCUUUGGAGGUAUCAGGUUUCCUUGCUUUUUCAUGUUUCUUGUGUCCUUGCUUUUUCCAAUUUUAUGGAUAGGCUUUCAUAAGGAAAGACUUUUUUGUAGGCGUAUCUGUAGUUGUGGUUGUGAUUAGGAUGUUUGGGGUUUGAUUCUGGUGAGCACAGGAGUGUAGGCUCAAUGAUUUCAGCUGUAACCAAUGUAACUGGUGUCAUGUAACCAUGUCACUGUGAGUCCUCAGUGGCUUAAGUUGCCAUUGUUAGUUGAGGCUGUUGUGAGGCUUUUCUGGGGAAAGGAAUGCCAGAGGGGCCAGUCCCUGGGCCUUUUGGUGGCAUGGGCAGGCUUUAGCUGUGGUGGCGAUGGGCUGGGCAAGCUAGUCCUCAGGACCCCAGCUGGUGUAAGUGCUGGUAGUGGGGGGCCCAGGUGGGCUGGUCCUCAAGUCCCCAGGCAGCAUUUAUGGUGCUGGCAGUGGCAGUAGCAGCAGUGGGCUAGACACUGGACUGUCAGGUGGCAAUCAUAGCUGUUGGCAGUAGCUAUGGCAGGAUGAAUGGGACAGUUUCUAGCCCCCUAGAUGAUGCACUUGGGUGGGCACUGGUGGUGGUAGGUGGGGCAGGCCUGUUCAGGCCUUGGGAUUGUGUGCGUGGGCACCAGUGGUGUUGGAUGGGGUGGGCCAGUCGUUAGGCCCCCCUACAGAGCAUAUAGGCACCAGUAGUGGCAUGAGGGAAAGAUGGCACUGGAGAACACUGGUGACAGUGGGUGGAGCAGGCCUGUCUUUAGGUUCUUGGAUGGCACAUAUGGACACACUGGUCCUCAGGCCCCCUGAAGGUGCCCACAGGCAUGCUGUUGCCCUGCUGAAAGGGGCAAGGUUUUGUUGGUGGCAUUGGUGUUGGGAAGAUGGCUCCCAGGUUCUGGGAGCUUCGGCUCCCUUUUUCCCUUUUUCCUGAGGUAGCCUCCCUGGUGUGCUACACUGCCUGUUCCCUGGGAUAUAAGACACUUCAUGGGUCAGAGUACUGGGGACCUGGCUGCAUUGCUGGGUGAUUGUGAUACUGCAACCUUCUGGAUGGAUGUGGGAGGAUGUUCUUGGGGGCCCAGGGAUGUGGACUGCUGGGGCUUAUUGGACCCCAAGGCAGGAUAUAAUCUGGUGGGGGCUAGGCUCUUAAAAUGGUGCUGUGCCACAGCAGCAUGUUUCUUGGGAUGUGAGUAGGGUCCAGUGGAAUUCCCUUUCUGGAAGAACACAUUUGCAUGGAUUCCAGGCAGCUCCAUAUACUGGACUCAGGGCCUGUGAAGGCUGACGGCAUCCCCUGUGGGUGCCAGCAUCUGUGCUGCAAAUGUGGACCCCUGCAGUUCUUUGACUUUUCUUUUCCCAGAAAUGGGAUUCCUCUCCUGCCUCUGAGCCAGUCCAAGACAUGCUGGCUGCUUUAUUUACUGCUCCUUUUGUGCCUCAGAAGUUCCCUGUCACUUCCAUGUUGAAUAGUGUUCUGUCUUUGGUGCUCUACCUGACACGUGGUUAACUACUUGCUUUUUUGGUCCUUUGUUGUGGAGGAGUUGAGUGCCAGGCUCACGGUUUUUUGAUUACCAUAGUUUUGUAGUAUUUUUUGAAAUUCAGAAGUGUGAGACCUCCAACUUUUUCUUUUUCAAGAUUAUUUUGGCUGUUGAGUCACUGAUUCCAUAUGCAUUUUAGAUGGAUUUUUCUAUUUCUGGAAUUCUGCCAUUAGGAGUCUGAUAGAUACUGCAUUGAAUCUGUAGAGUGCUUUGGGUAGUAUUGACAUCUUACCACUAUUAAGUCUUCCAGUACAUGAACACAGGACUCACUGUGGUUUUGAUGUGCAUUUUCCUGAUGACUAAGGAUGUUAUACCUUUUCAUAUGCUUAUUGGCUAUUUGUAUAUCUUCCUGGGAGAAAUGUCUAUUCAGAUUUUUUGCCAAUUUUUUAAUUUGUCCAUUUAAAAAUCAGGGUUUUUUUUGUUGUUGAGUUGUAGGAGUUCUUUUUGUAUUCCUUAUACUAGUCCCUUAUCAGAUAUAUGAUUUGCAGAUAUUUUCUCCCAGGUGGGUUGUCUUCACUUUCUUGGUAGUGUCUUUUAAUACACAAAGUUUUAAAUUUUUAUGAAGUCAAAUAUAUCUACAUUUUUCUUUGGUUGCUCAUGCUUUUGGUGUUGCAUCUAAGAAUCCACUGCCAAAUCCAAGGUCAUGAAGAUUUACUCCUAUGUUUUCUUCUAAGAAUUUUAUAGUUUUUGCUAUUACAUUAAGGUCUUUGAGCCAUUAAGAUCUUUGACUUAAUUUUUGUAUAUGAUGUAAAGUCACUGUCAAACAUCAUUCUUUUGCAUUUGGCUGUCCAGGUAUCCCAGCAUUAUUUGUUGAAAUGCCUACACUUCUUUAUAUUCCCUUGACUCCUCUAACCAAGGCAUUUGGACCUUUGCUACUACCACUGCCCUGAAACUGCUGUCACUGGGUUACUAAGGACUGGGUAGCUUAGUUGAGUGGAUAAUCUUGUUGUUUCCUCCUUGUAAUAUACAAGCCUUGGCUUCUGUGACAUCAUACUCUCCUAGUUUUCCUCCUGUCACUGUGGCUUCUUCUCAGUCUCUGUCCAUCCCUGGUGCUCCUGAAGGUUCUGUUCUCAGCCUUACACACAUUACCUGGGUGAUCUCAUUCUCUGCCGUGAAUUCACUUGCCAUAUAUGUGCUGAUUUUCCCCAAAUUCCUAUUUCUCUCGACCUUUACAUCUAUUUUAUUUGCAGGUCAUAUAUCUAAUAAGGAAUUGAUAUCCAGUGUACAUGUAGAACUCCUGUAAUUCAAUACAGAAACCAAACAGUCCAGUUAAUAAAUGGAGAAGAGAUUUGAAUGAACAUUUUUCUAAAGAACAUCUCAAGCUCAAGAUUUCCCAGAUAACUUUUCUUUCUUCAAAAUCUGCUUCUGUGUUUCCUCAUCUGUAUGUGGCACAGCAUACAUCUGAUUUCCUAAGCCAGAAACCUCAUAGUCAUUCUUGACUCCAGGAAGAAACAUUAUUGAGUUUUUAAAAACUUAGCUUAUUUACUCAUUGUUUUAUAUAAUAAAAUGCAACAGUUUUAAGUGUAUAUUUCAAUGGGUUUUAAUACAUUUAUGUACUUGUGUCACUAUCCUCAUAGAUAAAGAGACAAAACAUUUCUAUCACACUGGCAAUUUCCUAUGUGUCCCAUCCCAAUCAAUCCUUUCCCCUCUGCUGGCUCCAAGCAAUGACUCUUUCCUAUCUUUUUAGAAAGAUUAGAAUUUAUUUUCUAGAGUUCCAGUAAUGGAAUCAUACAGUGUCUAAGUCUAUUUGUGGUGCUAUAACAAAAUACCUGAGACUGGGUAAUUUAUAAAUUAUAGGAAUUUAUUUCUUACAGUUCUGGAUGCUGAAAAGUUUAUGAUCAAGGUACUAGCAGGUUUGUGUCUGAGGGCCCAGUUUCUAAUUUGAAGAUGGUGCUUUGAACACUGUCCUCACAUGGUAGAAGGGGCAGAUGGGCAAAAAAAAAAAAAAAAAAGUGGGGGCAAAUGCUGUGUGCAGCCCCUCUCAUAAAGGGCUUAAGCUCAUUCACCAGGGAAGAGCUCUCAUGACCUAAUCACCUACAAAGACCCCACCUCUUAAUACUAUUGCAUUGCAGAUGAAGUUUCAACAUGAAUUUUGGAGGGACACAAAUAUUCAAACCAUAGAAUAUAGUAAUAUAGUGUAGUUUAUAUUUUUUGUGUCUGUCUGCUUUUGUUCAGUGUAAUAUUUUUGAGGUUCAUCUAUGUUGUUGCAUGUAUCAGUAGGUUAUAUCUAUUGGUGCGUAGUUAUUCCAUUGUAUGUAUGUACCACACUCUUUAUUUAUCUGCUGAUGGAUAUUGCAUUGUUUCCAGUUUUGGGUUGUUAUGAAUAAAACUGCUGUUAACCUUAAAA